Laetiporus sulphureus 93-53 is the source of this 1362-nucleotide messenger RNA. RefSeq lists its product as uncharacterized. The annotation marks the transcript as partial. The record is from RefSeq and is a predicted model, not a curated record. The transcript is spliced from 2 exons. NCBI's taxonomy places the organism in Eukaryota, Fungi, Basidiomycota, Agaricomycetes, Polyporales, Laetiporaceae.
UCUGAGGAGGAGUGGGAAGACGAGUCGACGGAGGUUGAUGACAAACUGAGCAGCCGUCGAUCUCCUGUACCUCCUGGUUUCGGGAGGGCACGCAAUUCUCGCCGCAGGAAGGUGGUGCACCGGGCAGUCAGUACUGUCUCUCAGACAGCGACCCCACGAAGGACACCUGGACCUCGCGACGAAUCUACUCCUGUGAUAGACCGGGAACAAGUCCAACAAGCUGUCGUUACUGGAGCAUCGUCUGCGUCCCGGUACUUGUACGAUAUUCUCUCGCUUGCGUUACGACUACUCCGCAAACCGCUUGGAAUACUCCUAUUCAUCUGGAUCUUGGGCGUUCUCUUCACGCGAAUGACGCAGACCUUCCGCACGGUCUUCUCGCCAUUUUGUAUCAUUCCCGGGAUCUCCAACUCUCCGUUAUGCCGCAUGCCACCGCCCAUCGUUAAUCUCAGCCCGAAAUGGGCAAACUUCACCCAGCUUGCCGAGAUGCAGGGCGCGACUUUCGAGCAGUUGUUGGACGAGUCGGUCACUGGUUCUAGCCUGAGCUUCGAGAUCAAGAAAGCAGAGAUGGCGACGAGCGAUCUUGUCACGCUCGUGCGCCAUAGCAAUCUGAUUAGCAGGGACCUUUUGGCAGAGUCAUUGGUCGAUUUUGUGGACGACGCAAGGAAGACAGGACGAGACUUGCACAAAUUGAGCUCGAAGAUCGGAGGAGCAGUGGAUAGUAUCAUGGCUGUGAACAACUACGCAAUCCGCGCCAUCGAAGCAGCGAACGAGAAGCCCCCAUCAUCUUUCUUGAAGAUUUGGCCAUUCGCGUCCUCUGUUACCUCUGCUGUGACACGAGCGAUCGUCCUGCAGACGUUCGCGGACUCCAUGGACGUCUCCGCGAGUCAGAUUCAACGAGUCAUCCUCGAGGCCGAGGUGAACCUCGUGAACCUCGAACGCCUCGAGGAGCACCUCAAGACUGUCCACGAAGUGAUCAGUCGCGAGAACGGUACUGUCACGGCUGCGCAGGAUGAGCUGCUCGCGUCGCUGUGGACGUCGCUCGGUGGAAACAGGCGCGAGCUGAAAGGGAAGAAACAGCAUCUCGUGCUGUUGAAGGGACUCGGAGCGUACCGCAGACGGGCACUCGCACAUGUCACGGUUGCGCUGCAGACGCUGCAUGCCUUGAGUGCGGACCUGGAGGAGCUACGUGAGAGGGUGGCUGCGCCGGAGAUCCUUGGCGAGCAGAUACCUGUGGAAGUGCAUAUGCAGGCUAUCCAAGCCGGGCUCGAUCGCCUGAAGGAGGGACAGACGAAGGCACGAGAGAGGGAGGCGGUGAUUUUUCGUCGUCUUCUCGGUUCAGGUGCACCGGAGUUGGAUGGAUGA